Molecule: messenger RNA, 342 nt
Organism: Sipha flava (yellow sugarcane aphid)
Lineage: Eukaryota; Metazoa; Arthropoda; Insecta; Hemiptera; Aphididae
Product: SCAN domain-containing protein 3-like
Exons: 1
Coding region: 1-342 (113 amino acids)
Molecular function (GO): protein dimerization activity
Source: RefSeq, a predicted model, not a curated record
AUGGAUACGGCAGCUUUAGAAAUAGAACUCUUGGAAUUAUUGGAAGAUGAAGGACUGAAGCAGUUCAAAUACAGUUGUCAUUCUUUGUUGGAAUUUUGGAAACACGUGACUGUUAUUAAAUAUCCAAAAAUUACUCUUUGCGCUCAAAAGUUAAUAUCGAUUUUUGGAACAACAUAUUCUUGCGAGUCUUUAUACUCAACCAUGAAAAUGAUUAAAUCUAAACAUCGAUCAACAUUAACGGGUGAUCAUUUAACUGAAUUGUUAAGGACUGUGUUAACAACUUAUAGUCCUGAUUUUAAAAAGUUUACAAGAAAAAUAAACACGCAACAAAUAAGAAAAUAG